Ruditapes philippinarum (Manila clam) is the source of this 1963-nucleotide messenger RNA. Its product is annotated as sodium-dependent glucose transporter 1-like. NCBI's taxonomy places the organism in Eukaryota, Metazoa, Mollusca, Bivalvia, Venerida, Veneridae. Gene Ontology annotation, biological process: transmembrane transport. The transcript is spliced from 4 exons. Bases 54 to 1712 code for a protein of 552 amino acids. The record is from RefSeq and is a predicted model, not a curated record.
GGCUUUGUUAACUAUAAAAUAUUUUUUGAAUUUACAUCAAUUGACCUGGAAAAAUGGAAGGAGAUGCAUUAACUCACGUUUAUCAACAACGGAAUGAGCAGCGGCCCAGUGACAUGUACCCUGCUUCUACCGAAAAUGAGGAACGCACUGUCAAGCAACGAAAGUACAGAUCUACUCGCCAAAAGGUUGUUGAAACUGGAGCUCUUGUUGCGUCUUGGAUUGUCAGGGGUAUGUAUUGUGAGGUCUCUGGGCCCACUUUGAUUGACCUAAAGCACAGAUUUAAAGCCGGGUAUGAGGAAUUAGCGGUGGCGCUGUCUGCAGGAGGUGCCGGGACGAUCCCAGGAUGUAUCUUGGGUGGCAUUCUUGUAGACAAGUUCGGUGCGUACUGUCAUUUGAUGAUUGCAGUCACUCUAGAUAUUGCAGCAAUUUGUGUGGUUUUGAUGCCAUGGGUUCCAGCGCUACUGUACCUCUGGACACUUUGUUUUAUAUCUGGUCUCGUUGAGACCAUUCACAACACAGCGGGUACUCGAAUAAAUCUUAACAUUUGGAAAGACAAGUCAGCUUCCCCAAUUAUAUUGAUGCAUCUUGGAUAUGGAAUUGGAUCAUUUUUAGCUCCAUUGUACUCAAAUCCCUUCCUAGGAGUUAAAAUAUACAAUACAUCGAUCACGAAUGAUACCUCCUACGGUAAUGUUACUAUCGAAGUUACAUCGAAUUAUUCUGAUUUCAAAGAGGAAAUGUCUUAUUUGGAAAAUUCGAGAGUUGAGUACGCUUUUGCUAUUUCUGGAAUUGCCGCAGCUUGUCUAUCAAUAGUUUUUUAUAUUUUACAAGUAGUGCAAAGCAAAGCCCUCAAACAAAUCCAGAAUGAGACAGCUUCAAAAAAAUCCAACGGUUUUAUUGAAAAUGACAAUACAAUUGAGGUAAAUGAAGAGAGCAAUAAAUCUUACCUAAAUGUUUUAAGAAAAUAUGACUGGCGUAAUAAAUUAAGGGGGCUGUUACAAAUGUUCAAUCCGGCUGCAUGUGCGAAAGGAAGAUUUUGGUACGGAUCAAGCAUAUUGUUUGUAGUAUUUUUUUACUUUGGGAACGCUGGAGGUGGACAAGGAUUUACUUCGAAGUUUAUUCGUUCCUUUUCCAUUGACCAGCUUCACUUCACAAAUACCGACGCAUCAUUAUUGAAUACAAGUUUUUGGAUCAGCUUUUCCGCCGGUCGCUUCAUUUUCUUUAUCAUAGCCAGAAUGAUGUCAGUGAAACUCCUUCUUCUCUUGGAGACGUCUACCCUUAUGGUCUUUGCGAUUUUUCUGGCAAUCUUUGGAUGUGACAACUCAACUGCAUUAUGGGUCCUUACUCAAGUUGUUGCAUUCUGUAUUGGUCCGCUUUGGCCAACUGGUAUUGCAUGGACUGACUACCAUAUUGAGCUUACUGGAAUGGCAAUGGCUCUUCAAAUGGUUGGCUGUGCAUUUGGCUACAUGCUCCAUAUGCGUUUAAUAGGAUAUUUGUAUGAUUCUUUUGGGCCACAUACGUACGUUUUACAUGUUGCUGGUAGUGCAAUUCUUGGUUUUAUUUUAGCCGUUGUCUUAGCGAUUAUUGGCGCAAAGCACGGGAAUAGGUUUGUCCCUGAAAACAUAUCUGACACGGAUGGAAGAAAUGACAUCGAUUUUUCAGAGGAGAAGGAAAACGAAAAAAGUUUUACAAAAACAGAUGUCACUAUGUUAUAGUUAUAAUUUUCUUUUGAAUAAGAUUAUAAUAAUCUUUUCGACUAUAUGUAUAUUUGUGUUUUUUAAACUGUAUGGGUGGUGGAAGACAUAAAUAGUAUUUACGUUUCGAAUUGGCCCAGCCUACAAAUGUAGGUGAGGUGUAUAAAGGUGAGCAUGCCCACUAGAGAAAUUCAGAAGGAUAAUGGUUAAUAAUUGUAGUAAUAUUGAUUAGCGUCAAUAAAUUACCUUGUAAACCAUAAUUAUCUACCUGA